Molecule: messenger RNA, 2726 nt
Organism: Phalaenopsis equestris
Lineage: Eukaryota; Viridiplantae; Streptophyta; Magnoliopsida; Asparagales; Orchidaceae
Product: BEL1-like homeodomain protein 1
Biological process (GO): regulation of transcription by RNA polymerase II
Molecular function (GO): RNA polymerase II cis-regulatory region sequence-specific DNA binding; DNA-binding transcription factor activity, RNA polymerase II-specific
Source: RefSeq, a predicted model, not a curated record
CUCUAUUUCUCUUUCAUCCCUCCCCUUGCUCUCUCUCUCUCUCUCUCUCUCGAAAGCCAUGCAGGCCUCUUCUUCUCAUCAUGGAAUCUUCAAAGCCUUUAGCUUUCAAGAUCCGCUGUCGAUCUAUUGGAGCUGUUGUCUUUCGCUUCAUAGACUCUGCUUGAGAAGAUUAUCUCUCUUCUUUGCCAUCUAAAUUUAGCCUUUUUAAUUAAUGUUCUAAUAAUAAUUCUGAUAAUUGUUCAUCUUAAUUUUCAAGUUCUCAUAAUUUGAGAUCCUUCCUGUUGCUUUCUGUUACAGAAGAAUUUUUUUCAUCUCCACGACAAGCAGAAUUAAAGCCACCGCACAGUCGUACUACUACUGCUACUAGCUUUUUACACUAGAGGCAACUCUUUUGUGAGCUUGAUGGCGACAUACUUCCAUGGCGCUUCUGAAAUUCACCCCGAUGGUCUCCAAACCCUAUACCUGAUGAACCCCGGCUACGUUGGUUACUCCCCCACCCGGCGCCCGGCGGCCGCCAACAUGGUCUUCCUCAACUCCGGUGGUAUCCCCUCCCUCAAUCCAAUAAACCUCUCUCACUCCUCUCAAUCUAACCACCAACAACAGCACUUUGUCGGAAUUCCCCUCCCCCCGCCGGCAGAAAACACCGUUAGCCGCUUCCACUACAAUCUCUGGAGUCCGGCGCCCGGAACCAAUCUGAUGAACCGCGGUACAACUCAACAAGGCUUAUCGCUUAGCCUCUCUCCGCAACAACCGCCUCCAUAUGGUACUUACCGAGCGGAGGCUGAGGUUUCAACGCAAGUUCAUGAGAUGAGUAGUCUUGCCGGCGAAGAUAGCGUGAAGCUCAUGGGGACAACAGGGCCGCCGGGAGCAACAGAAAUCCAAAGCGUGCUGAUGAAUUCCAAGUAUUUGAAGGCCGCGCAGGAGCUGCUUGAUGAGGUCGUGAGUGUCGGCAAAGGAGCUCGCGCAGAGACUUUGAAGAAAAAUGGCGAGAAGAGUCCGAUGAAGAGUAAUAAAGAGUCGGAUGGGAAGGGUGAGGGGGAAUCAAGUGGGAAACGUGAAGUGGAUCUCACGACCGCUGAGAGACAGGAGUUACAGAUGAAGAAAGCCAAGCUCGUUGGUAUGCUUGGUGAGGUGGAGCAGAGGUACAGGCAGUAUCACCAUCAGAUGCAGAUAGUUAUCUCAUCCUUCGAAGCAGUGGCCGGCCAUGGUUCAGCAAGGACAUACACGGCACUUGCUCUGAAAACCAUUUCGAAGCAAUUCCGUUGCCUGCGAGACGCUAUCUCCGGACAAAUAAAGGCGACGGGAAGGAGCCUUGGAGAAGAAGAUUGCCUUGUGGGAGGAGCGAAGUCCAUAGGUUCAAGGCUGAGACUCGUCGACCAUCACUUGAGGCAGCAGAGAGCCCUUCAGCAGCUGGGCAUGAUGCAGCAUAACGCUUGGAGGCCGCAGAGAGGUCUUCCCGAGCGCGCAGUAUCCAUCCUCCGUGCAUGGCUCUUUGAGCACUUCCUUCACCCGUAUCCGAAGGACUCAGACAAGCUCAUGCUCGCAAAGCAGACAGGGCUCACCAGAAGUCAGGUCUCAAACUGGUUCAUAAACGCGAGGGUUCGUCUCUGGAAGCCGAUGGUGGAGGAGAUGUACGUGGAGGAGAUAAAGGAACAAGAACAGCUAAAGGCGGAAGAGAAGAGCAGCUACAGCGAAGCCAACGAGGACUCAGCUUCCAAAGCAAGCAGCCAAACAAAAACAGAGCAAGCCACAAGCUUUACAUCCAAGCAGCAGGACAAAUACAACGAUCCAAAACCUUCUAAUUCUAUCGCUAGCUCGGUGACAAAGUUCAGAAUAUCUCAGAACCAUGAUGAAGAAUGUCUGAUGCAGCCAUUUGUGAAGAAGGUGAGGAACAAUGAAACUCUGCAUCUCAACACCUUGCCGCAUUCUCUGACGUUGGAGAUGAAGCCGGAGGAGUUUAGCAACCGGGAACUUCUCAUGAAGUUUAUGGAGGCGAGGAGCGGGGGAAAUAACGAGCACGCGCAUGAAGGGAACCAUGGGGGAGGUUUCAACGCAUACGCCAUUGGAGACAUUGGGAGGUUUGACGGAGAGCAGUUCACUCCGAGCUUUCAUGGUAAUGGUGUUUCUCUAACUCUUGGACUCCAGCACUGUGAGUCUCUAUCGUUAGCAGGAACAGAGCCGCCAUAUCUGUCCAACGCGAGCAUUCCGAUAGGAAACGAAGCCAAUGCGUUCUGCAGCUUGAACAACAAUCCACAGGCUUCUCACCCUUCGAAUGGCUAUGAAAGCAUUGAGAUUCAGAACCGGAAGAGGAUUGCAGCUCAAUUCUUAGACUUUGUAGCAUGAAGCCUCUGCACUUCUUAAUUAGUUCUUAGUUACAGAGUAUUAAUGGGGGUGUUUAUGAAGUAAUUUGAUUGGAGGAGAGAAGCUAGUCAUCAAGCAAACCUUCUCUUUUGGGCCUCCAACUCCAGACUUUGGUGUUCAUUUCCUUCGCCUCGUGGGAGAAGAGGGAAAGGAGUGGAUAUAGUGUAAAGAACGAGUAGCUUGGGUUAUAGUUUUAUACUUCAUAGAACCAUUUGUGCUUGAAAUUUAAGUAGAUAAGGGUGAGUUUGAGUGGUGAAAAUCUAGGGUGAGUGUAUAUUGUUUUAGACUUUUGGAGAAUUUAUAAAUAUAAUGAACUUGCAAUAAUUUUAUAUGCAGUUAAAUAAUAUGAAAUUUGGCUUCGUGCA